Molecule: messenger RNA, 289 nt
Organism: Scutellospora calospora
Lineage: Eukaryota; Fungi; Glomeromycota; Glomeromycetes; Diversisporales; Gigasporaceae
Source: the annotation of a GenBank genome assembly
CUCUUUACAUGUCAGUGCUCCUCCUAUGCCUGGAGGCGCGAGAGCUGAAGCCGAAAGAAGAAGAGCAUUAGCACUUAAAGCAUUAGACAAACGUCUACAUUCCACAAAUAAUAAGCCAAACUAUGGCCCUACAUCAUUUUUAUCACUAGAUUCAAAACUUUCACCGGGUGAAUCUGUCGCAGUUUCAAUAACAAGUAAUGAAUCAAAAACUUCUGAUGAUAUUGGAUCUGUAUCUUCUGAGCCGGUUUUGUUUGAUGUGAAAGAACAUCUGGAUGAAAAAGAUUUAUAA